Melanotaenia boesemani (Boeseman's rainbowfish) is the source of this 4300-nucleotide messenger RNA. RefSeq names its product leucine rich repeat containing 32 (gene lrrc32). The record is from RefSeq and is a predicted model, not a curated record. Gene Ontology annotation, molecular function: protein binding. Bases 197 to 2182 code for a protein of 661 amino acids. NCBI's taxonomy places the organism in Eukaryota, Metazoa, Chordata, Actinopteri, Atheriniformes, Melanotaeniidae. The transcript is spliced from 3 exons.
GUGGGAGAAACAAAACUGGCGGUGACGAUAAGCUGCAGGGAAAUGGAAACAAAAAGUCUGGAAACCCCGGGAAAUAAAGGUGUGCUUUAUUUGUAACAUGAUGCAGAUAAGUGGUUUGGAGGUAAACACAUGACACUCUCCAAAUAAAAGAUGGUGAAGAAUAAAAGGAUGGUGAAUAUGAAACCAAAGCUACAACAUGGUCUGUGUGACAUCCAGAAGAACACACACCAGCACCAUGGCGGCCUUCCAGCUGCUGUUCCUGCUGUUGGUCAGCUGCGCGCCGUCAUCUGCAUAUCCUCCUGGACAUCUCUCUCAAUGCCAGAUUGUCCAGAAGGAUGUGCUGUGCAGCGAUCAGAGCCUCAGAAGUGCACCGGUCAAUCUUCCUCCCGAUGUCCAAAUGCUGGACCUUUCACGCAACCAGGUUCAAAACCUCACCCGGGAAACUCUAGGCUUCCACACUGGCUUUCAUCGCCUCAAUCUUCAUUCUAACAAGAUCCAUUUCAUCCAGCCCAGACUGUUUGAAAACAUGACAGAUCUGAGAGUCCUGGAUCUGUCCAGGAACCAUCUCAAUGUUUUUGCACAUUCCAAAACAAACAUUGGAUCUCUAAAAGCUGUGGAGUCAUUGGAUCUUUCAAGCAAUGGGCUGUACACGGGGAUGUCAGACUAUUUCCUGACCGAUUCGCCAUCACUGGCAAACCUUUCCCUGAACAGCAACAGCAUCACAAAAAUAUCACACAACAUGUUCAGAGGAUCCUUGUCCUUAAAGAAAAUCAGCCUCCACAACAACGUCAUCCUGGAGAUUGAAGAUGGAGCUUUUGACUCUUUACACCAUCUGACUGAACUCGACUUGUCCAAGAAUUCAAUCACAUGCAUCAAUGACUUUGAUCUUUACAACCUGAAAUUGUUCAAUCUCAGCAAGAACAGCUUGGAGACGUUUCAGAGCGACUCGUCAGACAUUCUCUUCAAACUUCUCUCUCUUGAUCUGAGUGAAAACAAAAUGCUUUACUUCCCUGAUCUUCCAGAAAAGAACGAGCUUGAAUAUCUGAACGUUUCACGAAACCAACUUCAGACCACAAACGUAACGAGAAAUCAAGAAAAGCAGUCAAUCUUAAAGUUGUGUUGUUUGAAAUACCUGGACAUGAGUUAUAACCAACUCAAAGGUAUACCAGAGAGUUUUUUCUUUUCCACACCCUUACUAGAGGUCCUGAAUGUGAGUAAUAACUGCAUCCAUUCGUUUUCUGUCAGUCACAUGACCCCUUUAAAUAAGGUGAGGGUUAUCAAUCUCAGCUAUAAUUCACUGCAGAGUCUAACUUUUGGGGAAAACACUCUGCGGUCGCUGAAAAAGCUCUUCCUACAAGGAAAUAAGCUCACAGUUCUAGACCAUCAAAUAUUUCAAAGACUGCCGAGCAUCAGACACCUCCAUCUUGAGCAGAACAACCUGCAGAUCUGUCCCUCUGAGCCAAAGCUAAAAGACCACAACCACCAGGUUCCUACUGAUUGUGUUUCCUUUUCCUCUGUACACAACCUGCAUUUCCUCUACCUUUCUGAAAACCAUUUGAGGACUCUGCCUGGGAAUGCGUUUGUGGACACCCCUCUGAAGUUACUGGACCUUUCCCUGAACCCGGGCUUGAACUUGCACAAAGACUCCCUUUCUGGUCUUGAAAAUUCUCUGGUUCACCUCCUUUUAAGGGAAAACAACAUUUCCUCCCUAAACACAGACUUGUCGUCACUGAAGUGUCUCAAACACGUUGACCUGUCCACCAACCAGCUCAACUCCUUACUAAUGUGGAACAAAGAGUCUUCUAUUGAGUCCUUAAACCUGCAGAACAACAACCUUGUCACUCUAGACCACCACACCAUCCUCGCCCUGGAGCGCCAUCUGAAGACUCUCUACAUGGGCUCCAACCCUCUGAGCUGCUGUGACAACCUCAGCAUCUUCCGCCUGGUGCACCAGUCAGCGGUGGUCGUCCCCGACAUCGCUACAGCCACCUGCUUUCAUGAGAAAAAUUCAGAGCCGGUCAACAUCAAGAAGGUGACCCCGGAAAUGUGCCAUCGGCCGGAUGUCUCAAACUACGUUGUAGGUGUUGUGGUGACACUGUUAGUUGCGAUGAUCCUGUUGGGGCUGCUGAUUAAAUGCUGCCGUUUAAGGAAGCGAAAACACAACAGAAGCUUUAACGCAUAGUGUGAACGAACCUUGCACAUGCAAGGGUGUGAAUGCAUCACUUGCACUUGUCUAGAUGAGACUGUUGAAAUGUGAAAGUGUAGACUGGUUCCACUUGGAGAUUUCUGUAUGAAGCCUUGAUUUUUGGCUUACCAAUAUGAAGAAAAACCAUACAAGCCCGUACACUGAUAUCUCCGACAUGAAGCAGCAGGUGUGAAGAAGAAAAACGUGUGAACUCAUAUAAGAAGCAGCUUCUGAGAGGAGUUUGGACUUUCUGGAAAGACUUUUUUGGAGCAUCUUGUGACUGUUUAAGGGUCUGCUGCUCUAAACCCUUUCUGGUGUGCUCAGACAGAAUGUGACAGGCUUUGUGACCUAACAAGAGAGGAAAUAAAACAAUACUCUGCUACCAGCGAGCCUACAGCUUUACAGACUGCACUUUGGAUGAUUUAAUUCACAUAAACAGAGCAGAGUGUGUUGAAUGACGCAACGUGAAACAUGCGUCUGAGCACACCUUUAUGUCUAAAGCUGCAGUGUUAAAUCUUGGAUUUCCUACCAAGCCACUUGCCUCACACCAGUUUUACUGAAUGUAAAAUGAAGAAUCCACACUAAAACCCACUCACAGGACAGUAGCAACAGAACAGACUGAAUACUUUAACCUGUUUUAAUAGUUUUAGGCUCCUUUUCAGUUGAUGGGAACAUGUGAUGCCCACAGAAGCAGCUAUGCUUGGAAAAAAAAGAUGAAAACAUUUAAAGAGUAAAAGAAUUUUGGCCACUGACGACCACCGUAAAUUCACUGUGCUUGGUGCUUGGUAUUUGAAGUCAUUACUAUGCCCAUCCUUACCACUAGAUGCCAGUAAUUUUCACACACUGUACCUUUAAGGUCAGAAACUGAUGUAGUGUUGCUUUAGCGCCUAAAAAUUAAACCAAAUGAAUUUGCGAUAAUAGAAUAAUUAACUUGUGAUCCUGAGAAAAUGGGCUUAUAACAAAUAAUUUCAGCCAUGGCUGCUCCUGGCUUCCAGAUACCUGUCUCUCAUCUGCCUUCUAUACUGUUUGUUUACAGGAAGCCUAAUAUUAUUAUGAGCAGUUUAAAUGGCAGCUUUUGAAACUAAAAGAACCAGUUAAAGUUUAUCAUAAGGACAGAAAAUAGACAGUAAGAGCUGGUUCUGCACAAAGAAACAAAGCCUGCCUACCAACACCUCUAAGCUCACUUUGUUAUAACAUACAGUAUGCCACGUUUAAUCCAAAGUGUAAGAGCAGGUUGUUGUUACUGCAACUUUCAGUUAAUGAGUAAGAAACCAAAGAAAUAUUGAGUAGUUAGCUUUAGAGAUGCUAUCUGGCAAUUUUGGUUACCUUUAGACUGGUUUGUAUUUACUUUUGUCUAAGCAUGUAAUCCCCAAGCUUGUGAUUAUAGAAGUCUAGUAUACUGUUCAUGAACUCAGAGCUCUCACAAUAUCACAGGUAGACGACAUGCAUCUGGACUUUUUUCAUUAAAACAGUAAACAUGACUCCACAUGAAGGCAGCAUAGGGUGCUAUUAAUGUUCCUACACUCCCAAGCUCUUAUAUUUCUAGGUUCUACAAUUCUAGCAUCCGUAGAUUUCAACAUGUUAGUACAAUCCUUAUAUUGUAGAAGUAGUUAAACCUAAGAACAUUGGAGAGAACAUUAAAAUAGAACUGGGGAACAAAAGAUAUGGUGCAUAAUAACUCUAAGGUCCAUACAGUCCAAGGAUCUAAGAAUAUGUUCCCUUUGACCAAAACAAGGCUAACUUUUUACCAUGGUUUUCAGUCUUCAUGGAGAACUAAGUUAACUACAUCUUCUCCAUGGUCUUCCCAUAUCUGGCAUUUCAACAAGGAAAUAGUGUGGUAGGCUAUAAACCUUUAAGGUCUGACAGAGGGAUUACUGAAAGAGAGAAUAAAUCAGUGACAGAGACAGAAAGACAUAUGACACUGAAACGGAUAUCUGUUGUGAAAUAAAAAUUUCCUUCAGGCUAGAAAUAAAGAACACUACAAAAGUCUGUGAAUUCAUGAAGUAUACUUUAGAUGAAGGUGUUUAUCUAAGUCAUCCCUUUAACCUUUGUAUAGUUUGCACUUUAAACUUAUUGUGUUUGUGUGAUUGUAUUCUGCUUUUUGGCGGUUAACAC